This is a messenger RNA of Kickxella alabastrina, 1819 nucleotides long. RefSeq names its product Glucanosyltransferase-domain-containing protein. The coding region runs from base 150 to 1703 and encodes 517 amino acids. NCBI's taxonomy places the organism in Eukaryota, Fungi, Kickxellomycota, Kickxellomycetes, Kickxellales, Kickxellaceae. The transcript has a single exon. The record is from RefSeq and is a predicted model, not a curated record. Gene Ontology annotation, molecular function: 1,3-beta-glucanosyltransferase activity. Gene Ontology annotation, biological process: fungal-type cell wall (1->3)-beta-D-glucan biosynthetic process. Gene Ontology annotation, cellular component: fungal-type cell wall; cytoplasm.
AACGCUCAACUGUUGACGCAGCAAUCUCAUUUGUUUUCAAAUAAAAAUAUUAUUAAAAUAGCAUUGACAAUAUCGACCAAAUACUUCCAUUUUCUUGACUUUAAGCAAGCUUUUUUUAUUUAAUUCAUCUUUUUCAUAUCCCUCCGAAUAUGCGCAUCAGCUUUGCGUCGUCAACCGCCAUUGCCCUGGGCCUAGCCGCUCAGGCUGCCGCCAUCGACCCGCUUGUGGUCAAGGGGUCCAAGUGGUUCAACAAGAACACUGGUAAGCAGUUCUACGUCAAGGGCAUUGACUACCAGCCCGAUAUCAUCCUGACCAACGCAGUCCGCGACCCGUUGGCCGAUUUGGCCGGAUGCAAGCGCGACUUGCCGUUCCUUAAGGACCUCGGCGUCAACGCCAUCCGCGUCUACCAGACAGAGCCCUUUGGCGACCACGACGGGUGCAUGCAGCUGCUGGCCGAUGCCGGCAUUUAUGUGAUGCUCGAUUUGAGCACCCCUACGGAGACCAUCAACCGUGAUUCGCCUCUGUACGACGUCAAUCUGCUGGGCUACUACCAGCAAAAGGUCGAUGCGUUCAGCAAGUAUGACAAUGUGUUUGGGUUCCUGGCCGGAAACGAGGCCACCAACCAGGUCAAUAACACAGACACCUCGGCUUUUGUCAAGGCCGCAUUGCGCGACGUGAAGGCGCAUAUCAAGUCAAAGGGCCUGAGCAUCCCCGUUGGCUACGCCACUAAUGACGACGCCGACAUCCGCUGGCAGCUGCAAACGUACUUUGACUGCGGCAAAGCAGAGGAGCAGGCUGAUUUCUACGGCAUCAAUCUGUACGAGUGGUGCGGUGCAGAGGCAACAUUUGAGUCGUCAGGGUAUGUCGACGUUGUUAAAAACUUUACCAACUGGGACGUCCCCGUUCUGCUGACUGAGUACGGCUGCAACUUGGUCACCCCACGAACUUUCCCAGAGGUCGCGGCCAUCUACGGCAAAAACAUGACUGGUGUGUUCUCCGGUGGCUUUGUAUACGAGUACGUGGAGGAGGACAACAACUACGGCCUGGUUACUGUCAGCGGCACCAAGGCCACGAAGACUGCCGACUACGACUAUUUCAAGAAGGCACUGGCUGCGGUCAACCCCUCGAGCGUCUCCAUGAGCAGCUACACGCCCUCGGGAAAGCAGCAUUCAUGCCCAUCGGUCGGCGCCUCUAACAACUGGUUGGCCAGCUCCACUCUGCCGCCUACCCCGUCAAAUACCACCUGCGAAUGCAUGUUCAAGUCCCUCAAAUGCGUGAGCAAGACCGAUACAAUUCCUACCAACGCUGGCGAUCUAAAGACAUUUGGUGCGAAAGUGGCUGGCAUCUACGACACCGUCUGCUCCAAGACCGACUGCAGGGCCGUUACCACAGAUGGCACCAAGGGUGUGUAUGGCAAGUACUCGUUCUGUGAUGAUCUGCAACGCGUUUCGUGGGUUAUGAACGCGUGGUACGAGGAGCAGCGUGGCAUUAAUGGCUCAUGCGACUUUAGUGGUUUUGGCACAGUCGUUGAAGCGUCUUCAAGUGAUGACUCCAAGUGCUCUGACCAGAAUAAUGGCUCGGGCAGCAGCAGCAAGGGCAGCGACUCCAAGAGCGGUUCGGGCAGCUCUUCCUCGGACGCCUCGGGAAAGGCUGCGCUGUCCGCCGGUGCUGCCGUGAUAGUUGCUGCCGCAAUGCUAUUCUAAGCUGUCUUUUCGGUUUUAUUUUAUUUACUCCAUUUUUCCUUGUUCAAUAGUACGCACCCACGCACACAUACUCUCACAUUUAUAACUGAUAUCGAUGUCGAUAUGGCCUGCUCAAA